AUGAUGAAUUCUAAGUGGGCAAUAUCUCCUCCGUCCUGGAUUCUAGUAACUGGUGCAAACGGUUAUAUCGGCUCGCAUAUCGUUGACCAACUGCUUACUCUUGGGCUUCGCGUUCGAGGGACUGUACGAAACGACAAACCAUGGUUAGACCACUUUUUCCAGUCGAAAUACGGCCCAGGGAAAUUCGAGAGCGUCGUUGUGCCAAGGCUAGACGAUGACGAUGUCCUUCUUCGUAUCCUGGAUGGAAUCAGUGGCGUGAUUCAUGUGGCCUCCGAUCUUUCAUUCAGACCAGAUGCACACGAGGUGAUACCUCCAAUGGUAACGGCAAUGAGAAUGCUCCUCCGUGCUUCUUCGAGGACGUCUGUUGAGAGGUUCGUUCUGACAUCUUCGUCGAGCGCAGCUCUGCUGCCAAAUCCUGGAGUAGAAGGGAUAAAGGUGACAGAAGAGACUUGGAAUUACGGAGCAGUCAACGCGGCUUGGGAAAUCCACACCCCAGUUGAAAACAAGCACUGGAUGGUCUAUGCGGCCUCGAAGACAGAAGUUGAACGAGCAGCUUGGAAAUGGAUGAAGGAGUACAGCCCCUCUUUCGUGCUUAAUUCAGUGUUGCCAGAUACAAAUAUCGGCCCAAUUCUCCACCAAAAUAUUGGUGGAUCGACGAUGAAGAUUACGGCAAAUUUACUGGAAGGAAAUGAAAGUGCGAUCAAGAACGUUCCUCCUCAGUGGUUCGUCGAUGUCCAAGACAACGCGAAAAUGCACGUCAUCGCUCUUCUGAGCCCCGAGCUGGAAUCUGAGCGCCUAUUUGCUUUCAGCUCGCCAUUUAACUGGACCCAGGUUACCAACAUUUUGCGUAAUUUACGCCCCCAUGCCCCUGUACCAAGAGUUCCAGAAGGUGAGCAGGAAGAUCUCAUGGAUAUCAUACCAGCAAAAAGGGCCGAGGAACUUCUCAUGUCAUUUUAUGGUCAUGGAUGGACAAAUUUAGAAACUUCUCUGAAAAGAGGAAUUGAGAGUCUUAACAAGUAG
Messenger RNA from Penicillium angulare, 1020 nucleotides. RefSeq lists its product as uncharacterized. The record is from RefSeq and is a predicted model, not a curated record. NCBI's taxonomy places the organism in Eukaryota, Fungi, Ascomycota, Eurotiomycetes, Eurotiales, Aspergillaceae. Bases 1 to 1020 code for a protein of 339 amino acids. Gene Ontology annotation, molecular function: oxidoreductase activity, acting on the CH-OH group of donors, NAD or NADP as acceptor. The transcript is spliced from 5 exons.